AUGAAGAAGAAAACGAAAUACAAUUUUCUAUACAUCUUAAUAAUUUCCAGCGUCGCUAAUGGAGAUACAGAUCUUAUUUUCCCAGAAGACAGAGAAAAAGGAACAGUAAAUUUCAAUUCUAUCACUGAUUGUAUUAUAACUAUAACUGAAAUGGAACUCUAUUUCAGACCUACUGUAGCCAUACUAGACCAAGAUGGUAAUACUACAGAAAACAUCUUCAAAAAUGAGCUAAUUGAUAAACUUACAGCAUACAAUAUACCUCAAGUUAUCAUAAAAGAUGUGGUUACCGAAGAAAACUAUGAUUUAUAUUUGAUUUGCUUGACAGUCGCCUUUUUUGACUCAUGUGCCGAUAUCAAAAACUUUGAUUUCAAAAGUAUUGAUAAAGAAAUGAGAUUUCUUAUAAUAAUAUCUGAUUAUUCAGGCAAUAACUGUGUUGAUACACUUGAAGAAAUUGGAGAUUCCGUAAGUAAACAUGCUAUCACUUUUAUAAUACAAGAUUUUGUAACAGGACAAAAUAACAUGUACACAAUAUUUCCUAAAAUAGAUGAGAAAACGUGUAAAGAAGUUGUUGAAAAACCUACGCAUAUUAACACGUGUUUCAAUAACGGUACUGUGCAAAACGAGGAAAUAUUUCCAAUAAAAAAUCCUAAUAAUCUUAACAGAUGCCCAUUCAGAAUUGGCAUGGCAACUCUGUUUCCUUUCUCAGAAAUACCUAACAAAGAAUUGCUUAAAAAUUAUGACAACGUUACAGAAAUAAAGGGAUUUGAUUAUGAAAUAUUAAAGAUUAUUGCCGAGUACUUCAAUGCCACAUUAGAAACUCAUUACAUUUACAGAAAAGAAGAGAAUCCGUAUAAAGAUUUGGAGUUCACAGAUUUCAUUAAGAACGGGAGCCUAGACGCAUGUGCUGGUGGUCUUUACAGAAUAUAUGGAGAUUUGGUGGAAUAUUCUGGAGUAUACGUCCGUCAAGGUGUCUUUUGGGUCUACUAUGCUGAGAGAGCAGAAAGAUCUUGGCAGAACUUAGUAAGCAAAUUGGAUGAUGUCUACUUCUUCAUUAUAUUCUACAUCACGUAUUCAAUCGUCUGGUGUUUAGUGUCGUCCUUUGACGGUCAAGCUGUUUCGCUGAUCACUACGUUAAUACAUGGUUGGGGAGCACUCGUCGGUGCCACUUCGUUGCAGGACCCACGAACGAAAAAACAGAAGUUCCUCAAUUUACUUUACUUGAUCAUGUCUGUGUACUCUUCUGUUUAUGUCAGCAUACAGUUUUAUUCCUUCCUCACGGUGCGAGGCCCACCACAAAUGUUUAAAACUAAUUCAGCGGUCAUGGAGUCUGGCAGGACGGCGUAUUUGAAGAAUUCCUCGAAAUAUUUUAUCACUGAUGAGAGGUACACAAAGUAUGCAGACCAUUCAGCAGAUUGCGUGUCUUUUUACAACUGUGCUGAGAAAACUCUGAUGUAUAAUGGCCUAACUCUCUUAUUGCAAGCUAAUUUCUACAUCUUUCAAGCUGAUUCUGCAGUUAAUGAUGAAGCCAGAGUGCUGAGAGCGACAGAGAACAUGUUGACAGUGUAUAACGAAAUGCUGAUUAGAAAGGAUAGUCCUUUAGUGGCUAAAUUCCAAAAAGUCAUGAAGCGAUUGUUUGAGGCUGGAAUAACUGGGAGGCUGUUCACUGAAGCCAUUGGUAUAUCGGUGGUGGCUAAAGCAGAGAGUGCUAACUCUAACAUGAUAACUAGUAGUUACAGCUGCCAAGCUGGUUGCUCGAUCACUCUCAUGCAGUUCGCUGGGAUAUUCUACGCUUGGAUUUUCGGCUGUGUCAUCUCUUGUUUGGUUUUUGUUAUUGAGAUACUUUCGAGACGGGUUAAAGUUAAAGAAGUGUAAAUGUAUGAGGUUAGCUUCUAUUGUAUGUGUCGUGGAAGA
Messenger RNA from Spodoptera frugiperda (fall armyworm), 1911 nucleotides. RefSeq lists its product as uncharacterized. The record is from RefSeq and is a predicted model, not a curated record. Bases 1 to 1872 code for a protein of 623 amino acids. The transcript has a single exon. Lineage: Eukaryota; Metazoa; Arthropoda; Insecta; Lepidoptera; Noctuidae.